UCAGGAGUGUAGUAGGUCAUGGUUUCAACACGCAUUUCGCCUUGCCCUUCGUCCCUUCGCCGGCUUUCGCUUUUUGCAGUGUGUUUCAUCGCUUCAUGCCACGCAUACUGCAGUAUAAAAGUGUGCAUCCCCAGAAUCGCCCGCCUGAGUAGCCUGAAAGAUAAAGGAAGCACGCCAAACUAGUCGCUGCCAGGAAGUAUGGUCGUCAAGUAAGCAGUUUUGAUUCGUCUCUCAGCUGUCCUUCAUCAAUAUUACAGAGCAAACCUAAUGUACAAAGUUGGUUCUGUGGCAUUUCAACGUUUAGAAUGGGUGUCCUGAAGUUGAGCAUUCUCGGCGGAGCGAUAUACGCGACGCAAAAAGCCGGUAUAUGGGGCGAUAGUACGCAGACUACCGAAAACAUCAAAGCCUACAUCACCACCAACCCCACCUUGAAGUACUACUGCACGUUGGCACCAAGCAGAAAAGAACUUGGCAUGAAAGCAGUGGACUACUGGAAUGAUGGUGUCAAGGCCACAUUCAAGCACCUCCUGAACACGCCAGAAUAUACGAAGCAAGCUGCUUCGUGGUGUGUGAAUGCCGUGUCCGAGAUGAUGGAGGAGCCGAAGACGCCACCCGCCGACACCAAGAAGCCAUCAAAGUAACUUUCGUAGAGCCUAGGUGAUCAGCUGUAUUAAAUUGAUAGCAGUGUGCACAAAUAAAGCCGUAAAGCUGUUCUA
Messenger RNA from Rhipicephalus microplus (southern cattle tick), 716 nucleotides. RefSeq names its product MICOS complex subunit MIC13 homolog QIL1. Lineage: Eukaryota; Metazoa; Arthropoda; Arachnida; Ixodida; Ixodidae. Gene Ontology annotation, cellular component: mitochondrial crista junction; MICOS complex. The record is from RefSeq and is a predicted model, not a curated record. Gene Ontology annotation, biological process: cristae formation.